Molecule: messenger RNA, 1402 nt
Organism: Lineus longissimus
Lineage: Eukaryota; Metazoa; Nemertea; Pilidiophora; Heteronemertea; Lineidae
Exons: 4
Coding region: 103-942 (279 amino acids)
Source: RefSeq, a predicted model, not a curated record
ACACAAUAUGGCGGAUUAAAGAAAGGAAAAUCUAAAUUUUUAGCAAAACAAAGUUAUUUAGAGGGUGUCCUCUUUGUAAGAUACCAAUAAAAAUUAGCAAAAAUGUCGACAAUAAACUUCUCUAGGAUUUCUAGAAAAAAAGAAGUCAGUGGAAAGUAUGCGCCGAGCACUUUUCGGGUGAUGAGUAACGAUGCAGAGGUCAUGAACGCCAAGUAUCAGGAGAGCUUCCCCUCAGUGAAUGAACGUCUCCCAGAUAUGCCAGUUGAACGGAACCCAUAUCCAACUGAUUUCAGAUUUAACAACCCUCACCCCUACAAUUGUAAAUUUUUACGUCAUAAUGUGAGAUUUAUAAAUGAACCUGUAUGUACGGUGUUCACUUCUGAUGUACGGAGUGAGCAACCGCAUUGGUGGCCAUCUAGGACUUCUAAUACUCCGUUGAAGAAGCCACCAUUCACAAGGGAUACAACAGUCAGACGAGAUUUUACGUAUGAUACUCUCACUGUACAGUCACAACUUAAAGGAGGAAACUCAAGACAUCAAGCAAAUCCUAACAAAUCUUCAUCCUUAGGUAUAGUUCCUGUUAAUGACUUGGGGGAGAGAGAUGGAAAGGUCAGGGUACACAAGGAAAAUAUUUCCUAUGAACAUCAGUAUAACAGUCGGCUAGAUCCCAACUACCCAAUCAGGGCAAAGAGACAUGGUAGUUUUGUGUGGGACAAACUCGCUCAUGAGAAGGCCGCAGCAUAUCUCAAAUCCAUAAACCACCCAGUGAAUCUGGACAGUCCCGACCGACCGUCGAAGCCGUCGCCUCCUUCAACGUUCAGGGUUGAAGCUCCAGCAACAACGACGACAACUCAGAUUCCGUCAUCACCGCUGCCAGGGCUUCCGGUUGGACCAAUUCCAUGCAAAUGCGUCCGUUCUGCACCUGCAGUAUUUUUUAAAUAAAACUAGCUCACACAGGUGCAUAAAGGGUCUUUCCUUUUUGUAUUGAUUUCAAUACAUGUAUACUCUGUAAAUGCUAUUUUGCCAGAUGAGGGGCAUCUGUGCAAAAUAUCUGUCUUUCAUGUAAUAGGCUUAAAGUGUAUGUGUACAGAAGAACAAUUUAAUGGAGACACCACAUACAUGUAUUCUACUGUUAUGUAUGUCAACACAUACUCAUUGGUAUUACAUAAUUAGAUUGUCUUCAAUAGAAUAUCUGUCUGUUUAAAGAAUGACAGAUUUCUUUGAAGGAAAUGCAUUGAGAUUAAACAGUGCUUAUUGCUAGUUUUAUACAGCAGUCUGUGAUAGAAAUUCAAUCAUAUUCUAGAUUUGCCUUGGAUUGUUUACAAUCUUACUACUGCACAUUUGUGACCCGCUCUACCAAAACUAGGCGCUUGUCGCAUCUGAACUUGACAGGUUGAUACGG